AACGAAGUUCAAAAAUAAUAUAUUUUUUGAGCAUCAACGUGGUUGUGAAUUCAACCAAUGAGUUUUAAUCUAGAGGACAACGUUAAUCAACUUCCGGUCUAUUCCAGAAGUGACGUAGUUCAUGGAAAAAAUUUUUGGCAACGGAAAAACUAAAGUCCCGGCCAUAUAUCCGUGACUCUAGACAUUUGAGUAGUUUCACAACCAUAUAAUUAUUAAUUUGUCGAAUAUUGUAUGCAAGCCAAUAUGGUGCCCAAGUGAAGGACGCUUUGUGUGGUGUUAUAUUUAUAAUAUUUAGUUGAUCUGUAAUUAAAGUCGAACAAAUAUCUACCUCAAAAUCAUGAGUAACCUGUCGCCAUUUGGUGGAGGAAAAAAUCCACCGUGGGUUAGGAAUGCUGGCCAGGGUAUUCAGAAUAUUCAACAACAAAUGUUGGGCCAAAUGGGAAACAUAGGAGGACAGCCUAUGGUUCAAUAUCAGCAACAGACUCAGCAAGUUUAUCAGCAGAGUCUAGGUUUACAGCAGCCAAACAUAACAAUGGCGUCAAUGGCAACCCUUGGAUCUAAUCUUCCAACGAGUAUUACAGGUCAAUUAUAUCCUCAAGUUGCUACAGUAUCUUAUCCAACACCUAGAACUUUAAACACCAAUGCCUUUCAACAAUCGGUUACGGGUGUAUCUCAACAAGUUCAGCAGAAUGUUCCUUCAUCAUCCACAAAACAAAGAGUUUUUACUGGAACUGUUACUAAAGUCCAUGACAAUUUUGGCUUCGUUGAUGAAGACGUAUUUUUCCAAACCAGCGCAUGUGUGAAAGGCUCGAAUCCAAUAAUCGGAGAUCGUGUGCUCGUUGAAGCAUCUUAUAAUCCCUCUAUGCCGUUUAAGUGGAAUGCCACGAGGAUACAAGUGCUCCCGAUGGGAAACAGUAACAACAAUAAUAACAAUAAUAAUAAUAGUAGUAGUAAUAGUAGUAAUAAUGCCAGCUCUCAACAAUCUGCUCAACAAUUAAAUCGUCAACAAAACAAUCGACAAUCGGGAACCUAUAAUGCCGUACCACCACCCACUGACAAUACAAGUAAUAGUAGAUUCAUAAGUAAUAAUCCUCCAACUAAUGCUGCAAGCAAUCGGAAUAAGGCAGUUCGAGUAAGAGAGAGAUCACCACGAGAACGUAGAAAUGAAGAUGAUGAAAUUGAACGAAAACGCCGCCGAGAGGAAAGAAUUAGGGAACGUGAGAAGAAAGAAGAACGAAGUCCAUCACGAACUCGACGGAGUAAGUCUCCGAGGCCUCGUCGUCGUACAAGAGUCGUACCGCGUUAUAUGGUACAAAUACCAAAGAUAGCACUUGAUUUGCCAGAAGCAGAUGUGUUAGAAGUUCGAAGACGUUAUCAAAAUAUGUACAUUCCUAGUGAUUUCUUUUCUACAAAUUUCCGAUGGGUGGAUGCGUUUCCGCCUCACAUGCCGUUCACUUUAAACAAACCAUGCACUUUUCACGUUAUGCACAAAGACGUAGAUCCGUGUAUUGAAAAUAAUGCCGUUCUAGAACCACCAGAUGCUGAUUAUUUGUUUUCAGCAAAAGUAAUGUUGAUCUCAAUGCCUGCUAUGGAAGAAAUAUACAAACGGUGCUGUGGAGUUACCGAGGACAGAGAUCCCGAUCGUGAUUAUGUCCAUCCAACCCGAUUAAUUAAUUUUCUAGUAGGAUUAAGAGGCAAAAACGAAACAAUGGCAAUUGGAGGACCAUGGAGUCCUUCUUUAGACGGUGCCAAUCCUGAAAAAGAUCCGUCCGUGCUUAUUAAAACCGCUGUCAGAACCUGCAAAGCACUUACAGGCAUUGAUUUAUCACACUGCACGCAGUGGUAUCGCUUCCUGGAGCUCUACUACAGACGUGCUGAAACUACCCACAAGUCAGGCCGAGUGGUGCCUUCUCGUGUUGAAACCGUCAUACUAUUUCUCCCAGAUGUUUGGAGCUGUGUGCCUACCAAGCUGGAAUGGGAUAGUCUACAUCUCAACUAUAAGAAACAACUGGAGCGAAAGCUGCUGCGUGCUGCAUCUAACCCCGACGAUUCGGAUGCUGCCAAUGACGCUGAUGAGGCUACCGUCGCUGAUCAAAAGGAUGACAUAUCUCCUGAGAAGAAAGAUCCUACACAUUAUUCUGAAUUGGAUCCUAAAUCUAUGAAUGUUAAUGAAUUGCGCCAAGAGUUGGCAGCACGAAAUCUAAGUUCAAAAGGGCUCAAGUCGCAAUUAUUUGCACGACUAAUGAAAGCCAUAAAGUCAGAACAAGCUAAAGAAGAAGGUCGUCAAGAUGAGAUCGACGAUAAUGAGGAAGAAGUUGUUACACCUCUCAAAGAAGAUCUGAAAGAUGAAAAAAAAAGUAAAGAGUAUGAUGAGGAGAAGAAAAAAAAUAUGGAACGUGAAAGAGCACUUUUGGAGAAACGUUAUGCAUUACCAGAGUCUUCGCAUAUUAUUGUUCAUCCUUCAAGAGUGGCUAAAAGUGGAAAGUUUGAUUGUACUGUUAUGUCACUCAGUGUUCUAUUAGACUACCGUCCAGAAGAUACAAAAGAACAUUCAUUCGAAGUAUCUUUAUUUGCUGAACUAUUCAAUGAAAUGCUCAUGCGAGAUUUCGGUUUUCGUAUUUAUCGUUCUCUCUGUGGUCUGCCUGAAAAAUCUAAAGAUAAAGAAGAAGACAAGAAGAAAGAUAAAAAAGACGAAAGAAGGGAUGAUAAGAAAGAUGACAAGGAAAAAAGGAAGGACGAUGAUAAGAAAUGUGCAAAGAAAGAUGAUAAGAAAAAAGAAAACAGUAAAGAUAAGAAGGAUGAUAAAGAUGCGAAGGGUAAAACUGAAGAUCGUGAUAAGGAAAGAGAAAAGGAAGAAGAUGAGGAUGACGACGACGAUGAAUCUGAGGAUGAAGAUUCGAUAAAAGAUGGGAAACGUGAUAGAGAUAAGGAUGGAAAAAAGAAGAAAGUUAAAUUAUAUACUUACGAUCCGUAUCUGCUCUUAUCAUUUGUAUAUUUUGAUCAAACACAUUGCGGAUAUAUUUUUGAUAAAGACAUUGAAGAGCUUAUUUAUACACUGGGACUCAAUUUAUCUCGUGCACAAGUUCGUAAACUUGUGCAAAAAGUUGUAACACGUGAUUCACUUCAUUAUCGUAAGUUAACAGAUAAGGCAAAGGAAGAUGAUAGCAUCAAGGAAAAUAAAAAAGACGAUGAAGAUCCUGAUAAAGGCGAUGGUUCAUCCAAAGCUGAAGAAGAUGAGGAAGUUUUAAAAUCUUUAGCACUUGGUAAUAAAAAAUUACUGCCUGUAUUCGUGGGAAGUGGACCACCAUCAAAGCGAGCACGACGUGAAGAUAGUGAGGGUACUGAACAAAAUAAUACCGAAAUGGUUCCAGAAGGUUUUGUUAUGUAUAAAGGAUCACUUCUUGAUUUAGAAAAAUUAGUUAGUCAAUUAAAACGAUCAGAAAAAGCGCGUUUAGACACUGAAACAAAAAUGAUGGAAAUUCAACAUGAAUUAAAUGCUGUAAAUGAUAAAUCACAUAAACAAUCUAGUACUAUUAAGGAUAUAUCUGAUGACUUGAAGAUAUAUAAAGACAAACUACGGAAUACAGAGGAAAAAUUAAAAAAAGUUUCGUCGGAAUCUCAUUCAUUUCUAACCGCAUUGAAAAAUGUAUAUCAUACAACGUCCAAAGCAAUACAAGCCGAAAUCAAGAAAGUAGAAGUAGUAGAAAUUCAAGAUGAGAAGACGACAGAAGUAAAUGGAGCGCAGGAAUGCAAGUCAAAGAGUGAUAGCAGAUGGAGUGAUAGUAAAAAUUCAAUUAAAAAAGAAAGUAAUGAUGGUGAUAAAGAUAAAAAAUAUGAUACUAAAACUGCAAUCAAAAAAGAACCAGCAGACGUUGAAAAAGAUAAAGAUAAAAAAUAAUCGUUUACAUAUUUUUUACUAUUCGUAUUUUAAAGUCAUGAAGUCACCACUCUAUCUGCAAUGUAGUAAAAAAUGUGUGCUUAGAAACACUUUAAUCUACAAUUUUUACUUAUUAAACUUGUAAUGAUUAUUUAAUUAAUUUAGUGGAGUUUAACUUUGAAAUAUGAAUAAAUUAAGUUAUAAAUUUUAAUUUAGAUAUAUAUAUAUAUAUAUAUACAUAUAUAUGUAGCAAUACUUUUUUAAAAGUAUCAUUGAAGACAAUUAUUUCAUUCACAACUGUUUUACAGUAAGGUUGCAUAAUAUAACAAUUUGUUAUUUAAUCCGUUAUGUUUGUUUUUU
Molecule: messenger RNA, 4237 nt
Organism: Chelonus insularis
Lineage: Eukaryota; Metazoa; Arthropoda; Insecta; Hymenoptera; Braconidae
Product: cell division cycle and apoptosis regulator protein 1-like
Exons: 15
Coding region: 338-3898 (1186 amino acids)
Biological process (GO): regulation of DNA-templated transcription
Cellular component (GO): nucleus
Source: RefSeq, a predicted model, not a curated record